UUGCCGGGUUAGGCUCCGGUUCCCCGUGACCCCGUAUGGGACAAGUGGUUCAGAAAGGGUGCGUGCGUGCAUUUUAGACCACAGUUUUGAAAAAAAAGUUAAACAGGAAAAAUUACUUUUCAAGGCUGCUUUAUGGGUUCAGGGUGCAUAUAAAAAGUAAAAUGGUAUAAAACAGACAAACAUAGGACAAUUAUGGGAGCUCUGUGCUAGGUAUAGACAUGGGUAUACAAUUUUGUCAGUCUGCUAUGAAUAAUAUUUAUUCAACAGACAUCCACUGACAUUUUAAAACUCUUAAAUGCUGAAAUUCUUCAAAAAUGUCCAAACAUACUGUAGUUUGAGAACACAAACCAAACUGACCAAGAUUUUAUCCUUUGCUUCUCUCUUUUACAGGUCCCUGGCAGUUGGUCUCCAACCAUGACAAGGCAUGCGGUCAUACUAUCUGGAUACAUUGUCACCUUCCUGAUUGGCCUGCCAACCAACAUCUUGUCACUGUGCGCCUUCUCCAUCAAAGUACACAGCAAGCCCAUGCCCACCGAUAUCCUACUGCUCAACCUCACUGUGUCAGACCUCCUCUUUCUCAUUGUCCUGCCGCUAAAGAUGCAUGAGGCAGCUUCAGAAAUGAAAUGGUUGUUCCCCUACUUCCUGUGCCCCAUCACCUCCUUCUUCUUCUUUUCGACCAUCUACACCAGCUCUCUUUUGCUCAUGGCUGUCAGCGUGGACCGCUACCUGGGUGUGGCUUUCCCUGUCCGCUAUAGGCUGAUGCAGAAACCACUGUAUGCUGGGAUAGCCAGUGUCGUCAUCUGGGUUGUCAGUUCUAUUCACUGCAGUUUUGUCUUCAUCACAGAGUAUCUCAUCGCACAGAACACCACUUUGAACACUGAAAUCUGUUACGAUAACUUCUCCGGAGAGCAGCUGAACGUCUUGCUCCCUGUCCGGCUGGAGAUCUCUAUAGUCAUUUUCCUGGCCCCUCUCUUGAUCUGCACCUUUUGUUACCUCAGCUGUAUUCGAAUCCUUUACUCUCAGCCAAGGAUCUGCCAGAAGAAAAAGAAGAAGGCCAUAGGCAUGGCCCUGGGCACCCUACUGGUAUUUGUCAUCUGCUUUCUCCCAUUCAAUGUCUCCCAUGUCCUUGGCUUCCUGGAGGGGAAGAGCCCAGCCUGGAGGUACUACACUCUACUGCUCAGUGCAUUCAACACCUGCCUGGAUCCUUUCAUUUUCUACUUCUCCUCUUCCAUCUUCCAGGACAUGGUUAAACAUUUUCUUUUCAGGGCUCUUGAAUUGUGCUGCAGGAUUUUCAAGACCAAGAACAAACAUGAUGCUCGAAAGUAUUCUCAUUGAAUUAAUAGUUGAUCCAUUGAAUUAUUCAGGGGAAGGGUAAAAUAUAACAUCAGUACAAUGCAUUUAUUUCUCUCUAGAUAUCUAUAUUUCAGUUACCAGUAGUCAGUACCUGACAUCAUUUUAUCCUGUCUUGCAUACUUUUUUAUACUUUUCUGCUUGCUUACUAUAAAUGGUAGAUAUUCAUAUUAGCAUUUCAGUAUUUAUAUCACUUAAAC
Molecule: messenger RNA, 1550 nt
Organism: Scleropages formosus (Asian bonytongue)
Lineage: Eukaryota; Metazoa; Chordata; Actinopteri; Osteoglossiformes; Osteoglossidae
Product: free fatty acid receptor 3-like
Exons: 1
Coding region: 415-1335 (306 amino acids)
Biological process (GO): G protein-coupled receptor signaling pathway; cellular response to fatty acid
Cellular component (GO): plasma membrane
Molecular function (GO): G protein-coupled receptor activity
Source: RefSeq, a predicted model, not a curated record